GCUCAGCGCUCGCAGCCAGCCUUGCCGGGGGCUCUCCUGAUCUCCGUGGAGCUCCGCAGCGCUCGCCCCGGUGGUUUUGCUCCCCCCCAUCCCUCCUCUCCACCCACCCCUUCCCCCUUUUCGCCUUGUCGGGUGUGUUUUUUGCCUGUUGGAAAAGUCCCCGCUGCCCAGGAUGGGGGUCGGUGGGUGCUUGGCCCUGCCCUGGAGGUGCCUGGUCGUCCUCUGUCUCAGGCUGCUCUUCCUUGUGCCCGCAGGAGUGCCCGUGCGCAGCGGAGAUGCCACCUUCCCCAAAGCCAUGGACAACGUGACAGUGCGGCAAGGGGAGAGCGCCACGCUCAGGUGCUCCGUGGACAACCGGGUGACCCGAGUGGCCUGGCUGAACCGCAGCAGCAUCCUCUAUGCCGGCAAUGACAAGUGGUGCUUGGACCCUCGGGUGGUGCUCCUGGCCAACACCAAAACCCAGUACAGCAUCCAGAUCCACGACGUGGAUGUGUACGAUGAGGGCCCCUACACCUGCUCCGUACAGACAGACAAUCACCCCAAGACAUCGCGUGUCCAUCUCAUCGUGCAAGUGUCUCCAAAAAUCAUUGAUAUCUCUUCUGACAUCUCCAUCAACGAGGGCGGCAAUGUCAGCCUCACCUGCAUAGCCACGGGCAGGCCAGACCCAACAAUUACCUGGAGACACAUCUCACCCAAAGCCGUGGGCUUCAUCAGUGAGGAUGAGUACCUGGAGAUCACAGGAAUCACACGGGAGCAGUCGGGAGAGUACGAGUGCAGCGCCUCCAACGAUGUCUCAGCGCCCGUGGUCCGGCGAGUCAAAGUCACCGUCAACUACCCGCCGUACAUCUCGGAUGCCAAGAGCACCGGGGUGCCCGUGGGGCAGAAGGGCAUCCUGCUGUGUGAAGCCUCUGCUGUCCCCUCUGCCGACUUCCAGUGGUACAAGGAUGACAAGAGACUGGCUGAAGGACAGAAAGGGCUGAAAGUGGAGAACAAAGCCUUCUUCUCCAGACUGACUUUCUUCAAUGUCUCCGAGCAGGACUACGGCAACUACACCUGCGUAGCCUCCAACCAGCUAGGGAACACCAACGCCAGCAUGAUCCUCUACGGCCCUGGCGCAGUGCACGACGGCAACAACGGCGCGUGGCGGCGGAGCGGCUCCGCGUGGCUGCUGCUCCUCCCGCUUGCCCAGCUCGCCCGCCAGUUUUGACACCAGAGCCGGCCCGCGGAGCAGCGGCGGCGACGACCACGGCCAGCGAGAGCAAGCAGAAAGGAGAGGAAGUAAGGAAGAAGAAGAAGAAGAAGAAGAAGAAGAAGAAGUGUUCACCGUUUCCGAAAAUAAUCAUAAGAAUUGAGAGAGUAUCCGGCCAGGCCACCUGGGGGAGGGGGAGAGAGGAAAAACACGCAAAAAAA
Sturnus vulgaris (Common starling) is the source of this 1410-nucleotide messenger RNA. Its product is annotated as protein CEPU-1. The record is from RefSeq and is a predicted model, not a curated record. NCBI's taxonomy places the organism in Eukaryota, Metazoa, Chordata, Aves, Passeriformes, Sturnidae.